AUGCCCCCACCACAGCCACCACCACCGGACCCGGUGACACAGAUGAACACCUACAGGUCAUACGUGACCAUGUUAGCAGACCCAAACUCCAAAGACGAGUUAAAGCUGAAAGCCGCCCAAGAAUUAUCCGAAAACUUCGAGGUGAUAAUGUGUUCAUCGCAGUACCCAGCGUUCUUGGACCACAUGAUGAAAAUCUUCGUUAAAAUCCUGCAAGAAGGUGAGCCGCACUUUAUAUCAGAAUAUAACAUCCAGCAAGUACGCAAGCUGAUCCUAGAAAUGAUCCACCGCUUGCCUACCAACGAGCACCUGCGUCCUUACGUUAAGCCAAUCUUGAGUUUGAUGCUUAAGCUACUCGAGACCGAGAACGAGGAAAACAUCCUCGUCUGUUUAAGAAUAAUAAUCGAACUCCACAAACAGUAUCGCCCGACUUUCAACCCCGAGAUCCAGCACUUCUUGCAGUUUGUAAAGUCAAUCUACAGUGAAUUACCGAAAAAUUUGAACAAAAUUUUUGAACCAAGACCGCCGAUUAAAGUUAAAGAUUUGAGUGAGCUGAACAUCGAGUCGCUUUUGCGUGAAACUUUCACGAUAACGCCGGUUCAAAGUGAAAAAAAAGCAACCGAUGGUACUAUUAUAACAUACAACCUCAUUCCCAAAGCCGUUUUGUCGCUAAAAGUGUUGCAGGAGUUACCGAUAAUUGUGGUACUGAUGUACCAGAUCUACAAGCAGAAUGUCCAUCAAGACGUCGCUGACUUCAUACCAUUGAUAAUGACAACAAUAACUCUGCAGCCGAGUUUGCAGCAUCGAAACGCUCCUGGCUUCAACAAAGAAGUGUUCGUAGACUUUAUGGGCGCGCAAAUCAAAACAAUUAGCUUCUUGGCUUACAUAAUUCGGAUUUAUCAAGAUGUCGUCGCGACACACAGCACCAUGAUGGUAAAAGGGAUGCUGGGACUGUUGACGCUCUGUCCCAUUGAAGUAACACACUUGAGACGUGAAUUGCUGAUCGCUGCUCGUCAUAUUUUGGCAACUGAUUUAAGAAUAAAAUUUGUGCCUUACAUGGAGCGUCUUUUUGACGAGCAAGUAUUGCUCGGCAACGGUUGGACUACUUACGAAUCUCUGCGUCCAUUAGCUUACUCAACUCUAGCGGAUUUAGUUCACCACGUUCGUCAAUUGCUCUUUUUGCCUGACUUGGCACGCGCCGUUCAUCUGUUCAGUAAAAACGUCCACGACCAAAGUUUGCCUACGUCAAUACAAACAAUGUCUUGCAAACUGCUGCUGAACUUGGUCGAGUGUAUUAGAACGCGCAGUGACAGUGACAACAGUAACCAAGGCCGAGAAUUGUUGAUGCGCAUGCUGGAAGUGUUUGUUCUUAAAUUUAAAACUAUCACCAAGUUACAGCUGCCUAUUUUACUGAACAAAGCUAAUAACGCAAAAGCUAUUGCUGCGGCUGCUACUGGAUCUGGAGUUGUUGCUGGGUCUACACCUGGAACUUCAGCUACCGGAGCGACGGUUGAAAUAAAAACAGAGGACAACAAGCCUCCAUUGUUGCAAGAAACCGAGCAAGAAAAAGAAGCCAGCAAAUCUAAAUUUUUAACUCCGCAGAAUCAGGCAUCGUCUCUGGUGAAUUGCAACGUGUCUGACUACCGCAGUUUGAUAAAAACUUUGGUAUGUGGUGUCAAGACAAUAACCUGGGGCUGCGCUAACUGCAAAUCGACCAACAGCGCUGGUGAUGUUAUUCAGUCGAAGCAAUUUCAGCCUCGUGAAACAUUGGUUUUUAUUCGUCUCGUUAAAUGGGCGCUUCAGGCUCUAGAUAUUUAUACAAUUGGACCGCUAAUGACGAAUCCAACGUUAUCGACCCAACAGCACCAAUACCACAUAAGAGCUGGUGCGCAAGCUCAACCUCCCCCACCACAAACUGUCAGAACAAAGGAAGAAAAAGAAGUGCUGGAACAUUUCAGCGGGGUGUUUUCAAUGAUGAACCCUCAGACUUUCCAGGAAAUAUUUUCUACUACCAUCGACUACAUGGUUGAAAGAAUAUUCCGCAACGGAGCGCUGCAAAUUGUCGGAAAUUCAUUCUUAGCUAAUCCCACGACUUCACCGAUUUUCGCAACUGUGUUAGUUGAAUACCUAUUGGAGCGCAUGGAUGACAUGGGCUCGAAUGUUGAACGCAGUAAUCUGUACUUACGUUUAUUCAAAUUAGUUUUUGGCAGCGUGUCGCUCUUUCCAGCAGAAAAUGAACACAUGCUACGCCCGCAUUUACAUCAGAUAGUUACGCGCUCAAUGGAACUAGCGAUGUCCGCUAAAGAACCGUACAAUUACUUCUUGCUACUGCGAGCACUGUUCCGUUCUAUCGGCGGUGGCUCGCAUGAUCUACUGUACCAAGAGUUUCUUCCACUUCUUCCAAACUUACUCGAGGGCUUGAAUCGCUUGCAAUCAGGCCUCCACAAGCAGCACAUGAAAGACCUGUUUGUUGAACUGUGUCUCACAGUGCCAGUGCGCUUAAGUUCUUUGCUGCCUUACUUACCGAUGCUGAUGGAUCCGCUGGUGUCUGCGUUGAACGGAAGCCAUAAUUUGGUCAGCCAGGGCUUGCGUACUCUAGAACUCUGCGUGGACAACUUGCAGCCUGAUUUUCUCUACGAACAUAUUCAGCCAGUUCGCGCUGACUUGAUGCAAGCGCUUUGGCGGACUCUGCGCAAUCCAAAUGACCAAGUAGCGCACGUUGCAUUCCGUGUGUUGGGUAAGUUUGGUGGUGGAAAUCGUAAAAUGAUGAUAGAACCCCAACGUCUUGACUACAACGACCGCGAUGGAGUAAAUGGAAAUGAAUCGCCUGCGAUUAUUAUUCAUUUUCCGGAUUCACCAACAUCGCCUGUAAAAUUGCCCAUCGAAAUGAUCAUCGAAACGGCUUUUACAGCUUUGAAAUCAAACACCACUGACUCAUUCUACAGAAAACAAUGCUGGCAAGUAAUCAAUUGCUAUCUAGCCAGUGUCUUGCAAUUAAAUCCUGAUACGACUACUGAUAGCACUGAUGCAACUGACGAAGCGACGCGUCUAGCGCUUAAUAAAUUAUUCACAUCUCCCAGCUUCAAGGAAAACAAUCUUCCGUCUUUGCAACAGCAACAACAGUCCCAGUUGCAAGAAAUUAAUUACAAAUACGAGAAUAUGGUUGCUAGAAAUGUCUUGCAGACAGCAUUGACUGGCUUGUUCGUAGCCGCGGCUAUCAAAGAGCUCAAACAAUCCGUUAUAGCAACAAUGGUUUCAUUGGUAAGACAUUACACGAUAAUUGCGAUAGCUCAGCAAGCUGGACCCUAUUGUCUGACUGCAGACAAGCAGCCGAAUGGUUAUAUCAAUCGCUGCCAAGAUCCGCUGGUGCUAAUAGACGCCCUGGCGACGAUAAUGGGCCACGAAGAAAAAGAACUUUGUAAACCCGGGCAGUUAGCACUGAUUUUGACCCUCGAAACCGCGACUCAGAUUCUUGGUAGCAAGGAACGUGCUUGCCAAUUGCCGAUGAUGGAGUAUCUGGCUGAAAAAAUGUGCGCGCUCUGUUACGAACGCGCUUGGUACUCGAAACUAGGUGGUUGUAUCGCUAUUAAAUUUUUGUUUGAGCGCAUGGCGACCAAGUGGGUAUUACAGCAUUUGUUUCAGUUUUUGAAAGCGCUGAUGUACGUGAUGAUGGAUUUAACCGGUAAGGUUUCAAAUGGAGCUAUUGAUAUGGCCAAGGAAAAUUUGGAACAAAUGUUACGCGUGUAUGUGCAUCCUGACAUAAUUACUGCGACGCCAGAGCUUCUGGAUGUGCAAAACAAAAGCAUCCAUGAUGUGACUCAUGAAUUGGUACGUCAAGUAACGUCACCGCAUACAUUAGUGCGUGAACAAGCAAUGUCCUCGCUUAGAUUGCUAGCGGAGAUUCAAAACAAAAGUGUCACCCAAGUAAUGGAACCUCACAAAGACGUUCUAGCUGAUAUGAUUCCACCGAAGAAACAUUUGUUGCGCCACCAGCCUGCUAAUGCGCAAAUUGGCCUGAUGGAUGGUAACACCUUCUGCACAACUUUAACCCCACGGUUGUUUACAAUCGACCUGAAUAUCCCAGAGCAUAAAGUAUUCUUCCAUGAACUUCAGGCUCUUUGUGAUCACGAAGACUCCAUUUUGCACAAGCUGCCUUGCUACAAAUCUGUCAGUAAUUUAAUACCGCUUCGCAAAUCGGCGCUAAGAGCGCUAGCGGCUUGUCAUUACAUAGUUUGCCUCCGAGAGAAGAUUUUCAAAACUUUGUAUCACACAUUUGAACGGCCAAAUCCCGAAUUGCAGCAAGCUGCUUUUGAAUGUAUGCAGAAAUUCAUCGGGGGCUUUCAAAUGGACAUGGAAACUGUUCACACAACGAUGCGUCCGAUGUUACUGAUGCUUGGUGAUCACAGAAAUUUGAGUUUGAAUUGCGUUAAACGUUUGUCGUAUCUGACCCAGUUGUUCCCAAGUACUUUCAGUAUCACAUUGUGUGAGCAAUUGCUUCUACAUUUAAAGAAACUGCUCGAAAAUUUGAUCCAGACAAAUCAAACAACGCAGCAGCAUAAGACGACUGCUAAUAAUAUAAAAUUCGACGACGAUUGUAAGGAAAAGAUAUCGUUAAUAAUCGGAAUCUUCCACUUGAUUCCUGCAGCGACGCCUAAAUUCAUUGAUGUCCUGUGCAGAUUAGUUCUGCAAACUGAAAAGUCAUUGCUGAUUGAAGCCUCCAGCCCGUUCCGACGACCACUGAUGAAAUUCUUGCUGCGCUAUCCUACAGAGACGCUUACGCUAUUUCUGCAUGACAACAACAUCAAGGACCAGCAGUGGAGUCGGUAUCUUGAAUAUCUGAUCAAGCAGUCUGUUGAUGGCAAAGCGUUCAGAGAUGUUUUGUACACGAAUACAAACUGCACUGGAAGGUUGAUAACAAUGCUAUUAGCAGCGACUGCUUCAAACUCGUCACUGUCAACGACACUAACAACUUCUGCGACCAGUGCGAAUUUGACCGCUGCAGACAAAUACGAACUCCAGCAUCAAGCAAUCAGAAUAAUCUCCGUGCUUAUCAAAUACGACGAGCAAUGGUUGUCCUCUCAAGGCCAAAUUGUCGCGGCUUUGAAACAACUUUGGUAUCAGGACGGGUAUCUUGAUUUACACAAACGGGUUGAGAACGUCGACUUCAGUCGCUGGAAGGAACCUAAAUUGGUUGUUAAGAUUCUUCUGCAUUACUUCAGCCAUCAUCCAACGGACAUUGAUCUUCUGUUCCAAUUGCUGCGCGCGACUUGCGAUCGGUUUAUUCCAGACUUCCAAUUCCUAAGAGAUUUUCUGGAAAACACAGUAGCGAAAGAGUAUGGAGUCGAAUGGAAACGCAGCGCAUUCUUCCGAUUCGUCGAACAUUGUCCUGAAGUAAUGACAUUGUCUACAGGAGUUCCUAGUACAGCAUCAACAUUGUCUGAAGAAUUAAGAGCGAAAAUACUCCAGCUGAUAAUAAUCCCAGCGUUUGCAAUAAGUUUUGAACGCGGUGAAGGUGUUAAGCUAGUCGGUGGUGCGCCUAUGCCUUAUCAAGACAAUCCAGAGAAUGUCGUCAGUGUAUUUAUAACCCGAGUAAUCGACCCCGAGCAUCCUUUCGUUUCUGCAGAUUGCCUACGCAUUUCUUUGCUGCAGUUCUCGUGUCUUCUAGUUGAGCAAGCGUCUCAGCACAUUCACGACGUCACCAACAAACGACAGGGCAACAAAUUACGACGUCUGAUGACUUUUGCCUGGCCUUGUUUGCUGGGCAAGAACUGCGUCGACCCUGCAACUCGCUACCACGGACACUUGCUGCUCUCUCACAUAAUUGCCAAGUUUGCGAUCCACAAGCGAAUUGUUCUGCAAGUGUUCCACAGCCUGCUGAAGGCCCACGCAGUUGAAGCGCGCAGUGUCGUCAGACAGGCAUUGGAAAUUCUCACGCCAGCGAUGCCAGUUCGCAUGGAAGACGGCAACACUAUGCUGACUCAUUGGACAAAGAAGAUAAUUGUUGAAGAAGGACACUCUAUGCAGCAACUGAUCCACAUUUUGCAGCUAGUUGUGCGUCAUUACAAAGUUUACUACCCGGUGAGACAUCACCUGGUGCAGCAUAUGGUCAACUCAAUCCAACGCUUAGGGUUCAGUCCUAACGCGACUUUGGACAAUCGACGUCUUGCCGUUGAAUUGGCGGAGGUUAUCAUCAAGUGGGAGCUGCAUCGCAUUAAAGACGAAGCCGCUGGCCAGCCAAUGGACACCAGCGACCCGAAUCUUACUUUGAAUGAACUGAUGGCCAAUCCCGUCAACAGAUUCCCUGGAGAACCUAGUGCUACUAAGCCAAUUGAGCGUGGACACGCGGAUUCUAUCCUCAACUUCUUGCUGCGUCUUGCUUGUCAAGUAAAUGAUGGAACUUCUGGAAUGGUCACCGCUGCUGGAGCUGCUGGUGCUGCUGGUUCGGCUACUUCAACGGCAACACCUGCUGCUACUGCUGCUGCUAUUCAAUCCUCAGGAAAUCCUGGAGAGCUGUUGUCCCGUCGCUGUGUUAAUUUACUGAAAAUGGCGCUAAAGCCCGAUGUCUGGCCCAGUUCGACCCAGCAACAGCAACCUCCACCAGAUUUGAAGCUAAACUGGCUUGAUAAAGUGUUUGCAAGUAUUGACAGCGCGCAGCCUAAUUACGGGAAUAUUUGUACAGCUUUGGAGUUGCUGACAUUCUUGUUAGGCGUGAUGAAGCGCGAGCAAAUUUUAGCUAACUUUAAACUGCUCCAGCGAGGUCUUAGUGCUUGUCUGACGUCAAAUAACACCAAGGUGAUUCGUUUGAUGCACGCGUUGAUGUCCAGACUGAUGUCGAUCUUCCCAACAGAGUCAAUUGUAGCUUCAGGAGUAGCGACUCCUGCUUCAAAGUACGACGAAUUAAAUACCUUGUACACCGCGGUUACUAAUUUCAUAACCGAGGGAUUGACUGCUUAUGAAAAGAACACCGGGUUGCUGUCUAGCACCACUGGUACACCAGCUAGCAGUAUUUCUACAUCCUUGUUCGGAACUCUGAUGAUCCUCAAGGCUGCUUGCAUCAACAAUCCGAGUUAUAUUGACAGAUUCAUCGCACAAUUCGGCCGUGUGCUUCAUCGAAUGACCAAAGACCACUUACAACUUAGCAGCACUGGUGUUAAUUCAGAAUCAACGACUUCAACUACUCUCGCAGACUCUAAUCCAGUGAACAGCGAGCUGCUGAUACUUAGUUUAGAUCUGGUCAAAAACAGAGUUGCUGUUAUGAGUCCUGAUAUGCGUAAGUCCUUCAUUUCCUCGAUAUUGAUCAUCUUGAUUGAAAAAACUCACGAUAUUAAGAUAAUGAAAGCGAUAACGAGAAUGCUGGAGGAGUGGAUGAAGAACAAGAACCCAAUUGCGGUAAACCAAGCGCCUAGUUUGAAGGAAAAGUCAAUGUUGUUGGUUAAAAUGAUGCAGUGCGUUGAAAAAAAGUUCCCCGAUGACCAAGAACUCAAUGGACAGUUCUUAGAGCUUGUUAACUACGUUUACCGCGACGAAACCCUGAGAACAACAGAUCUAACUUCUAAACUAGAACCUGCGUUCUUGAGCGGACUUAGAUGUACACAGCCGCAGAUUCGCGCAAAGUUUUUCGAAGUCUUUGACAGCUCAAUGCGCAGAAGAUUGUACGACAGAUUGCUCUACAUCAUUUGCAGCCAGAGUUGGGACGCAAUGGGGCCUCAUUACUGGAUCAAGCAGUGCAUCGAGCUUGUAAUCGUAACAGCCAGUGCUUCAACGCCAAUGAAGCUUUCGAAUCAAGACAAUUUGUUGCCGUCAUUGAGUUCUAUUAUAAACACAUCAAGAUUCGCUUCUACAUCGCUGAUUUCAAAUGACGAAGCCGAUUUGUUCUUCACGAGGAUAAAAAAAGAACCGGGUCUGGAUGAAGAAAUGACUGAUGACUUUGUAGGAAAUUUGGACUCUCUGGUUUCUAUUGUCAAGGAUGAUCUGAUGGACAUGGAUUUGGGUACAAUCAGCGCAGACAUUAGCAUGGAAAUUGACAAGAAGCCUGUGAUUGAGACGACAGAGACAAUAAACCAGUUGAUAAUCAAACAAGAUGAAUUCUUACAGACUGCCAGGAAAGUUAAGACGGAACAGUUUCUUCUAGCAGCAGCUCAGCUCUGUCAUAUGGAUACCAAUUUAGCGGAGAGAGUGUGGUUGGAUAUUUUCCCUAGACUCUGGGGUAUCUUGGAUGAAACGCAGCACGCAGCUCUGACAGCAGAAAUAGUUCCAUUUGUUUGUUCAGGCGCUCAUGUUAUUCAAAAGGACUGCCAUCCGUCGGCAAUAGCGACUUUUGUCGAAGCGAUUUCACACUGCGACCCUCCAGUACCAAUUCGGCCACCGUUGAUCAAGUAUCUUGGACGCUCGCACAACUUGUGGCACAGAAUGACACUCACUCUAGAGAAGAUGGCUUUUGAGAACGGAGAUUUCAAUAACGGGAGUGAUUCUGGAGUCGGUGUGAAUAACAAUGCCAACGUUAAUGCUAAUAGCUCUAGUCUUUUUAGUGACAAGCGUGAUAUGAUUCCAACACAAUCAGCGUUUGACUGCUAUGACUUUGAACCUGCAGACGCGGUGACUGCAGCGAACAAUCCGCAUGCUCAGAUUCUUGAUUCUCUGGCGGACAUGUACGCGCUGCUGUGUGAAGAAGACAUGUGGUGCGGAUUGUGGCAGAAGCAUGCCCAUUACAAGGAAACAGUUCAGGCGACUGCAUUGGAGCAGCAGGGAUUCUUCGAGCAAGCCCAGGUGGCGUACGACCAAGCGAUGACCAAGUUCAAGCAGGAUUACAUCAGCAGUCCAGCGCCUUUCAAGAUUCAAAGAGAAACGUUGUUGUGGGAGCAACACUGGAUCAGGUGUGCUAAAGAGUUGAACCAGUGGGACCUUCUUUUGGAGUACGGAGGCAAAAAAGCUGAAAGGAAUCCAUUCCUGGUGCUAGAAAGCUCUUGGCGUGUUCCCGAAUGGGCGCAGAUGAAAGAAGCACUCGCUCAAGUGGAACACAACUGCCCGAAAGAAAUGGCUUGGCGUGUGAACCUCUACCGAGGGUUCCUCGCUAUUUGCCACAACGAAGACCAACAUUUAAACACAGUAGAGCGGUACGUUGAAAUGGCGUCGAGUUUGUGCAUGAGAGAGUGGCGCCGCCUGCCGCCAAUUGUCAGCCACAUUCACUUGCCGCUUCUACAAGCUGCUCAGCAGAUAAUGGAGCUUCAAGAAGCGAUGCAAAUUCAUCAAGGAUUGCUGCAUGGACGAUCAACUGCUUCGUCGCUGCAUGACAUGAAAGCAAUCGUCAAAACCUGGCGGAAUAGAUUGCCAGUGAUUGCUGAUGACUUGAGCCACUGGUCAGACAUAUUCACCUGGCGACAACACCACUAUACCUUCAUUUCCAGCCACUAUGAUGCCCAGCAGCAGCAGCAGCAGCAGCAACAGCAGCAGCAACAACAACAGCAACAACAGCAACAACAAGACCCAGCCAAUCCUCAGGCUGCCGCUGCCGUCACUCCCACUGUAACAACCAACAACCAUUCAAUGCUUGGUGUGCACGCGUCUGCUCAGGCGAUAAUUCACUUCGGGAAGAUAGCGCGCAAGCACAACUUAACUGGCGUCUGCUUGGACUCUUUGUCACGGAUCUAUACGAUUCCAAGCGUACCAAUCGUCGACUGCUUCCAGAAGAUCAGACAGCAGGUCAAGUGUUACCUCCAGAUGGCAGCAGUCAGCGGAAACAAUGAACUUCAAGAAGGCCUGGAGGUUAUCGAGUCUACUAAUCUGAAAUACUUUACCAAAGAAAUGACUGCUGAAUUCUACGCACUCAAGGGAAUGCUUCUUUCCCAAAUCGGGCGCUCGGACGACGCUAACAAAGCUUUCUCUGCUGCUGUACAGUUGCAUGAUACUCUUGUAAAGGCUUGGGCGCUUUGGGGAGACUACCUCGAGCAAAUAUUCACCAGAGACUCUCGCCAACAAAUUGCUAUUGGUGUUUCAGCAAUCACUUGUUUCCUCCACGCUUGCCGACACCAAAAUGAAUCAAAGUCCCGGAAAUAUUUGGCUAAAGUUCUCUGGCUGCUGACUUACGACGACGAAAAGAACUUGCUGAUGGACGCAGUUGAGAAGUAUGCCGUUGGAGUUCCGCCAAUUCAAUGGUUGCCAUGGAUUCCUCAGUUACUGAUGUGCUUGAUCAGGCACGACGGAUUGGUUAUUCUGAACCUGCUGUCACAAGUCGGACGCAUGUUCCCACAAGCGGUUUACUUUUCUAUUAGGACACUCUACUUGACUUUGAAGAUCGAGCAACGCGAGCGGUACAAGAGUGCGGAAUUACAGCAGCAACAGUCGGGUACUUCUUCGAAUAUGAGCUCGAAUCAAUCGAAUUCAUCUACUUCAACGGAAACUGGGCCAAUUAGAGCUACUCCUCCGAUGUGGAGGUGUUCCAAGAUCAUGCACUUGCAGCGGGAUAUCCAUCCGACUAUUUUAUCCAGUCUUGAGGGGAUUGUUGAUCAGAUGGUUUGGUUCAGGGAAACCUGGUACGAAGAAGUUCUCAGGCAGCUGCGUCAAGGUUUGGCCAAGUGCUACGCAAUCGCUUUUGAAAAUCGAGGGGCUGUUUCAGAAGCUACCAUAACCCCUCACACACUCAACUUUGUCAAGAAGUUGGUUGCUACUUUUGGAAUUGGAAUUGAAAAUAUUUCUUCCACGUCCUCGCAAGCAACGCCCCAGACUUUUGGAUCAGCAGCGUCUGAAUCGUUGGCAAGACGCGCUCAGGCGACGGAAAAGGAUCCGGUUUUCAAGAGCAUGAAAGGAAAGUUCUCAUCAGACUUUGAUUUUACUGAACCAGGAGCCAAGCUGCUGCAUAAUUUGAUCAGCAAACUGAAGAAAUGGAUCAAGAUACUGGAAGGCAAGACGCGUCAGCUGCCCAAGUCUUUUCUUAUUGAGGAAAAGUGCAGGUUCUUGAGUAAUUUCAGUUUGAAAACGGCUGAAGUUGAGCUUCCAGGUGAGUUUUUACUGCCCAAGCACUCCCACUACUACGUGAGAAUUGCGAGAUUCAUGCCAAGAGUUGAAGUCGUCCAGAGACACAACACUGCUGCGAGGAGACUGAGGAUUCGCGGGCACAAUGGAAGACUUUAUCCGUACCUGGUUGUCAAUGACGCGGGUCUAGGAGACGCAAGACGUGAAGAACGUGUCCUCCAAUUGCUCAGGAUGCUCAACUACUACUUGGCUAAACAGAAAGAGACUUCCAGGCGGUUUUUGCACUUUACUGUUCCGAGAGUCGUUGCAGUUUCGCCGCAGAUGCGACUGGUUGAAGACAACCCUGCGUCUACCUCACUGCUGGAUAUUUAUAAGCUUGGCUGUGCUAAAAUUAAUAAUGGAAGCAAUGAAGGCAUGGAACAUGAUGCUCCUAUUGCGCGUUACUAUGAAAAACUGGCAGUGAUGCAGGCCAAAGGCGCUCAAGCCAGCCAUCAAAUGCUCAGAGAUAUUCUCAAAAACAUUCAGUCAACCAUGGUGCCCAGGACCAUGAUGAAGUCUUGGGCGGUUAAGACUUUCCCGGUCGCUACUGACUACUGGACCUUCAGAAAGAUGUUUACGCUCCAGUUGGCUCUUGCGUGCUUCGCUGAGUAUGUUUUACAUCUUACCAGACUCAAUCCGGAUAUGAUGUACAUUCAUCAAGACUCGGGGUUGGUUAAUAUUGCCUACUUCAAGUUUGACGUUGAUGACAUGUCUGGAGAGUUAGACGCACAACGACCGGUACCAUUCAGACUUACUCCAAAUAUUUUGGAUUUCAUCACGACAACGGGUGUAUCAGGCCCAUUGACAGCAUCAGCGAUAGCAAUAGCUAGAUGUCUAGUCCAUCCUUCCUUCAAAGUCCACACAAUUUUACGAGCGAUUCUACGCGAUGAAGUAAUUGCUGAUCACAAUCGAAAGCAGGAAGACAUCGAGAACGCGUCCCAGGCACCAGCAGACAUGAAAGGCGAAUUACUAAUAACAAUGGUGACACGCGCAGUCACUGCUAUUAUGACAAGACUCAACUCUCUUGCCAAUUUUGCAGACAACGGCGAAGGCAACAAAGUCACUACCCUCGUCGCUGCAGCAAGUAGCCACGAUAAUCUUUGUCGUAUGGAUCCGUCUUGGCACCCAUGGCUAUAA
Molecule: messenger RNA, 12141 nt
Organism: Cotesia congregata
Lineage: Eukaryota; Metazoa; Arthropoda; Insecta; Hymenoptera; Braconidae
Source: the annotation of a GenBank genome assembly